AUGACGGAUUUUUAUGAAAUACUUGAAGUCAACAAAACGGCAACCGAUGAUGAAAUCAAAAAAUCAUAUCGUCGAUUAGCGUUAAAAUGGCAUCCGGAUAAGAAUCUCUCGAAUAAAACACAAGCGGAAGAAAAAUUCAAACUAAUCUCAGAAGCUUAUGAAGUUUUAUCCGAUAAGGAUAAACGUCGAAGAUAUGAUCAAUUGGGUCGCGCGGGAUUAUCAAAUGGACAUAGCAAUGGUGGAUAUUCGUCUAGUAAUGGAUAUUCAAGAUUCUCAGAAGAUUUUCUCAAUCGGACAUUUCAUUUUCACAAUCCAUUCGAUAUAUUCGAGCAAUUUAUGUCGCAUUUCGGCAUGGAUGAUGAUUUUGGCAAAUGGACACGCCAAAUCUUUCAUUUUGGCUUUGGAAUGAAUCCAUUUGCUGAUUUACACAGUCGCCAUCAUCAACAUCUUCAUCAUCAUCUUCACCAUCCGUUUGGAAAUCCUCGUUCAUCUUCGUCAUCAUCAUCACGACGAGAUCCACAUAGACAACAAAUGGCAUUGUUCGAUAGUGUCUUUGCUCCAAUGAGAAUGUCGCUAUUUGAUCAUGAUCCAUUUGGACAUCACGAUCCUUUCGGACAUCAUCAGAUCGGAUCGAUAUCGUCAUUUAAUGUGUCGUUUGGGAGUGGAAAUGCUCGGCCAAUUGCCAAGAAAACUACACGAUCAACAAAAUUCAUCAACGGUCGUCGUAUUGUGACAACACGACGAAGAAGUCAGCACAUUCGACUUGAUCAUCACAAUAAAUCGAAAUUUUAUUGUGACGUGAAAGUUUGCGAUUUAAACGAAUCUCAAAGAUAA
Adineta ricciae is the source of this 834-nucleotide messenger RNA. Lineage: Eukaryota; Metazoa; Rotifera; Eurotatoria; Adinetida; Adinetidae. The record is from the annotation of a GenBank genome assembly.